Molecule: messenger RNA, 2232 nt
Organism: Cercospora beticola
Lineage: Eukaryota; Fungi; Ascomycota; Dothideomycetes; Mycosphaerellales; Mycosphaerellaceae
Molecular function (GO): FAD binding
Source: RefSeq, a predicted model, not a curated record
AAAACAAGUAACCUGAUGCCAUUGCUGUACUCUGCAAAGUACAUGUCCUGCUCACAGAACUGAGCGAAGGUAUCUUGAAGCGGUGAAGCCCCGGCUUCGCUCGUUGCCUGGUGAGCCGGAACGACAAGGCUCAAUUCUGAUGUCAAGUUGAAUGCUUUUCACUCGUACUUACCAAAACGAACAGUAAGUAUAGGCUUUCAUUGAACGAGAAUUUGUACGUCACGAGCAGACACGAAGCAGCACUGAGCCACGGAAGACUUGGUCGCUCAGGAAGCACAUUCAUCACUCUCCCAAGGUCCUGCCCAAACAGUGCCGACUCUCACCAUUCAAGCCAGGUCAUUGAACAAGGUGUCAUUUUUCUUAGCAGGCGUGUUGGAACGAAGCGUUCGUCCUCAUACACUCAACAAGAAGACUGCUCGAUCGGAAAAAACAUUCUGAAGAGAUUUUGCCGAACCAACCUUGAGCUUGCUAUAUCUUGAUGAAGAUGAAGAGCCUCCCCCGAAAUCGUCCUCUGGACUACCUCAUACUGCUGGCCUCAGCAACAGCAGCACUCGAGACAUCGUUUCUCGGUCCCAACCCCUGCUGCGAAGCCCUAUAUAUGUCACCACAUAUUCCCUCUCCUCAUCUCCAUUAUCCAGGCGAGACAUCUCACAAGGAACUACAAAGAACACCACAAUACCUCAAUAAUCAUCACUUCACUCCACCAUGUUUCUAUACUCCCGAUGCUACGGACGAAGUCGCUCAAGCGAUCAAGAUACUCCUUGCGACCAACAAAACCAUAUCUCGAGGAUGCAAAUUCGCGAUACGCAAUGGCAAUGACCACACUUCGGGAGUCUACUCCAGCCCAUCCAAUACCGAUAUCAUGAUGGAUCUCCGGAAGCUCAACAGCAUAACGUAUCAUUCAUCGAAUUCUACGCUCUCUGUGGGACCUGGAGCAACUUGGAGAGAAGUCUACACUUACCUUUCUGAGCUUCCAAGGUCCGCAUCACAGCCCAGAAACGACAAUGAAGCCGACGGCGAGUCUGAACUGACGUUUUCGACGCCGAAAUUGAUCUCCGGGCCUCCUCCUCUCCUCCUCUCGUCACCGUCUACCACUCUAGAUUCUAGCAUAUCGGACUUCUUCCUAUCCUGUACACCCGCUAUCCUCUCACUGGGACGAGGCCCCUCCUGUGAUACCGUGGCCAAUUUCGAAGUCGUACUAGGAGAUGGCGGCUGGCUGGUCAACGCCAACGCGAAAGAACACUCGAAUCUGUUUAAAGCGCUGCGAUCAGGAGGAGCGGAAGCAAAUCUUGGGUUAGUCACGAGGCUUGACCUGCAAGUGGCAAAUAUUGAAGACGGAGGGAUUUGGGGAGGAGUAGUCAAGUAUCCUGAAAACACGGCUGAGGAACAGUUUAAGGCUCUGGCGGAUUUCGUGGAGAAUAUGGGGAAGAGGGAGAGUGGGAGCGAGAUUGCAAGCGUAGUCGUAAUGGAGAAAUACUCAUCUUCAAACGGUCCCGGAAAACUGGAAUUCUGGAACGCAUAUGCCAACAUCGCUCUCCCAAGAGAAAAAGCAGACACCUCAGACACCGAACCUGCCCACCCACCUCCCGCCCUACAACCCUUCCUCUCCAUCCCACACAACACAUCCUCCACAACCAAACACCACCUCAACCCAACCUCCCUCUUCCUCUCCCCCGCCUCCGCCUCCGCCCCCCAAGCCAAAACCCACUACCUCAAAACCUUCACCGUCAUCCUCCCCGCCUCAUCAACACUUCUCCUCAAAGCUCACCUUUCCCUCCUAACCGCAAUCUCCAAUCUCGAAGAAACAGCCAUCGGCUCCUGGACCGUAUCCGCGACAUAUCAACCCCUUCCAGCGACAUCCGAGUCAGAAGCAGCUCAUAUCCACUACGAAGCAUUCUUCGAAUAUCAGAAUCUCAAUGGGAAACCAGCUCAAGAUGGACUUUUCCGGAAACACGCAGAGGAACUGCGGAAGGGGAUAGAGGGGGAAAUUGAGAAAGUGGGCGGGAGAGAUGUGAAAGUGGGUGGUUUUCCAUCCUCUACCGCAAAUGCCGAAAAUCUACGCGAGAUCGCCGCGCGAUACGAUCCUGAGGGGGUAUUCAGAUAUAUGGUUGCCUCUUCCAGUGGUUUCAGAUUUUCUGGAGGUGGGAGUGAGGGCUCUGCACGCGCGGAGUUGUGAAAUUUGUCAAAAAGCAAGCAAUUGAAGGGUCUUUUUCCAAAAAUCAGAGGUGGAGG